AUGAGGGCGCGCGUCCGAACGGACGACGGGCAGUACUCGGAGUGGUUGGACGUGGGCCAAGGCCUCCGACAGGGAUGCAACCUGGCCCCGCUGCUGUUGUUUAACUUGUUCUUUGCCGCGGUGCUCAUGGCCGCCGUGACCGAGUUCGACAAGGACCCCAAGGUGGCGGCGGACAUGGUCAAGAUCGGAACACGAGUGGAGUGCACGGGCAAGAGGGGCAGGUCGGCGGGGAAGAAGGCGAUGAUGAUCGGUUUGGGUACCUCGGACGUUCUAUCUCCGCGGACGGGAAGGCCGACCGGGAGAUCACAGACAGCCGCAGCUGCCGAGCGUGGAAGUGCUACCGUCGGAACAGGCAGUGCUUCGAUGUAUGACAGGCGACGGGCCUACCGCCAGCUCAAGAUCCGGCUACUCCAGGCCGAAGUGGUGGAGACUCUCCUAUAUGGGUGCGCCUCGUGGAGCCUCACAGCGGAGCACUACACGAAGCUCAAUGGGACCCACCGCCAGUUCCUUACAGGGUGCAUCGGCUGGAGCAAGCGGAAACGCUCAGACCGCCGCCCCCUGUCCAAUGCCCAGGCCCUCAUCCAGGCCGGCUGCGAGGAAACCAUCGAGGCCACCAUGCGCAAACGGAGACUGUGUUUCGCGGGCUUUGUUCUGCGCAUGGAGGACAACCGCCUCCCCAAGCGCAUGCUGUUAGGAGCGAUGGCGGGGGUUUUGGGAUGCCGGGGCGGGCAGCAGAGCGACUGGGUGUCUCGUCUUGGAGAGGUCCUCGUGGCCUUCAACAUGGGAGACGAGAAGGAAGGGGGGAAAUAG
This is a messenger RNA of Ectocarpus sp. CCAP 1310/34, 810 nucleotides long. The record is from the annotation of a GenBank genome assembly. Lineage: Eukaryota; Phaeophyceae; Ectocarpales; Ectocarpaceae.